UUGCCACUAUUUGUGAUCGCUUUGAUUGGAGAGACUCUUGAAACAUUCGACAGCUCCUCUUCUACACCCAUUCUGAACGUUGAAGCACAAGUUGAAAAAUGGAACAGAAAUCGGGAGGUACGUUCCUGCAGGCAGAAAACAGAGAAGGAAGGUGAAUCCUCAACGCGGAAACAAACUUCUCUUUCCCUCCAACAGGAGAUGGUUCCGUGCUUCGCAACCUCGGAACCUCCAAACUACGGAAACCCACAUUCCAAUAUGGAAUCAGUUGAAAUCCAUGUCAUUAGCUAUCUUUCAGCUAUUUUGAAGUGCUUCUGA
This is a messenger RNA of Trichomonas vaginalis G3, 315 nucleotides long. RefSeq lists its product as uncharacterized. NCBI's taxonomy places the organism in Eukaryota, Parabasalia, Trichomonadida, Trichomonadidae. The transcript has a single exon. The record is from RefSeq and is a predicted model, not a curated record.